Messenger RNA from Hydra vulgaris (swiftwater hydra), 433 nucleotides. NCBI's taxonomy places the organism in Eukaryota, Metazoa, Cnidaria, Hydrozoa, Anthoathecata, Hydridae. The record is from RefSeq and is a predicted model, not a curated record.
UUAAUCAAAAAAUUAUUUAUGCACUUAUCAUAAAAAUAAUCGUAAUUAUUUAAAAAUACUACUACUAGUCGUUUUUCAUAAUAAAAAUUUGCUGGGAAGUUUUUGAAAAAAAUACAAUAUCAUAAAAAUGGCUGACAGGAGGGAAAGAGCGGAAAAUGUAUUACAAGAAACACAGGAAGAAAAAGCUGACAAUGUAAUGAAACUCAUACAGACAGAAGAAACUAAGAAGGAUGAUGCACUAUCAAACGAAAAUAGGGGUUUGUUAUCCCGUAUUCUGUUAUGUAUGGAGAAAGCACUUGGUGCAACUGGUUAUUGCUUAAUUGGAUUCAUAAUUGUGAUUUUAUUAUCUGGCUUACCUAUUGCGAUGAUCGUCAUAGGAGAAUUAAAAAGAGAGCAAUGUUCUGUUGAACCAAUGAUACCAAUAUUUUUAUGA